AUGGAGAANAGCUUCUACACUCUGUACUACACCACACAGACACUGGUCAUGUUGAUAAACCAAACUGUAUUGGUUUAUAUUCAAGAUUCUGUUAGUUGGACCCUUGGUUUUGCACUGCCCACUGUGUACAUGAUUGUUUCAAUCCUUUUCUUCUUUGCUGGCUCCAAAGUUUAUGCCUAUGUUAAGCCUAAGGGAAGCAACCUUUCUAGCAUAGUUCAAGUGCUAGUUGCAGCACAACACAAGCGCCAUUUUCGUAUGUCUGCUGCCAGGGACACACAAGCAGCACUUUACGAUCCACCACUCGAAAAUGAUUCAGAAGGAAAGCUGCUUCUUACAAAUGAUUUUGGAUGUUUAAACAAAGCUGCUAUAGUGGUGGAGAACGACUUGGACAAUGAUGGAUUGAACAAAAAGCCUUGGAGACUAAGUAGCAUCCAUCAAGUGGAAGAGCUGAAAUGCUUGCUGAAAAUCAUGCCGAUAUUCGUGACCAGCAUCAUAGUCAACAUUCCCUUAGGACAACAAGCAAUAUUUGGAGUAUCACAAGCCAUGAAAAUGGAUAGGCACUUGGGACAUAACUUCGAGAUUCAUCCUGGCUCAAUAAAUGUGAUAAUGCUGCUGUCAAUAGGCUUAUUGCUCCCAUUCUACGAUCGAAUUGUUGUUCCUGCACUGGAGAAAGUAACGAAGCAAGAAGGGGGACUGACAGCCCUUCAAAGGAUUGGAUUUGGACAUGCUUUUGGUUUUCUAUCAAUGGUGGUUUCAGGGUUGGUGGAGAUCAAGAGAAGGGAAUUGGCCAUUUCAUCUGGGGCAUCGGAUGGGGUUGCACCCAUAUCAGUGCUGUGGCUGGCUCCUCAGUUCAUUCUUUUAGCAUGUUGUCAUGUUUUUGCAACAGUUGGUCACACCGAGUUUUUCAACAAUGAGUCCCCUGAGGGCUUGAGAAGUAUUGCAAAUUCAUUGCUAUGCCUCAAUGUGUCAGCUGCUAGCAACUUGGGCAGCUUCAUAGUAAACAUUGUGCAUUCUUUCACUGGGAAGCAAGGCCAACCAGAUUGGCUUGAUGGAGACAUUAAUAAGGGCAGAUUAGAGAACUUCUAUUUCGUGGUUGCCGCAUUUGGAUUGUUAAACAUGUUAUGUUUCGUAGCAUGUUCACGUAGCUAUCGUUAUAAGGUCCUUGUGAAGAAUAACUGA
Molecule: messenger RNA, 1179 nt
Organism: Vigna umbellata (rice bean)
Lineage: Eukaryota; Viridiplantae; Streptophyta; Magnoliopsida; Fabales; Fabaceae
Source: RefSeq, a predicted model, not a curated record